AACCACGCAUCACUCCACUCCAAGAUCUUCCCUUCCCAGUCAAGUCGCCUCCUUCCCCACCGAGCGAGAUCGAGACAAGGAGAGGAGGCACUCGACGCCAUGGGCAAGCCCAAGCCCUCCUCCGCCGCGCCGCCGCCGACGCGUCCGUCGGCGGCCUCCGCGCCGAAGACGGUGCACUCAGCGCUGCUCACAUACACCUCCAUGCUCUCACUCCUCUCCCUCUGCCCACCCUUCGUCAUCCUCCUGUGGUACACCAUGGUGCACGCGGAUGGGUCGGUGGUGCGGACCUACGAGCACCUCCGCGACCACGGGCUUCUGGAAGGGCUCAAGGCCAUCUGGCCCAUGCCCACCAUGGCCGCCUGGAAGAUCAUCUUCGGCUUUGCCCUGUUUGAGGCCGUCCUGCAGCUACUCCUCCCCGGGAAGCGCUUCGAGGGUCCCAUCUCACCCUCCGGGAACGUGCCCGUCUACAAGGCAAAUGGCUUGCAAGCAUAUGCAGUGACCUUGGUCACUUACCUAAGCAUGUGGUGGUUUGGACUUUUUAACCCUGCAAUAGUAUAUGAUCACUUGGGGGAGAUAUAUUCUGCUCUUGUCUUCGGGAGCUUUGUGUUUUGUAUUUUCCUGUACAUAAAGGGUCAUGUAGCACCAUCUUCAUCUGAUUCUGGAUCCUCAGGAAAUGCAAUAAUAGAUUUCUACUGGGGAAUGGAGUUGUAUCCUCGGAUUGGUAAACAUUUUGACAUCAAAGUCUUCACAAACUGCCGUUUUGGGAUGAUGUCCUGGGCUGUUCUUGCUGUAACCUACUGCAUAAAGCAGUAUGAAAUGAAUGGCAGAGUUGCGGAUUCUAUGCUUGUGAAUACUGCACUGAUGCUGAUCUAUGUCACUAAGUUUUUCUGGUGGGAGUCUGGAUAUUGGUGUACCAUGGACAUUGCUCAUGACAGAGCUGGUUUCUAUAUUUGCUGGGGAUGCUUGGUGUGGGUUCCAUCAAUAUAUACUUCUCCUGGGAUGUACCUUGUGAAUCAUCCUGUGAAUUUGGGUCCCCAGCUAGCAGUCUCAAUUCUCCUGGCAGGAAUAUUGUGCAUAUAUAUAAACUAUGACUGUGAUCGACAGCGCCAAGAAUUUCGCCGGACAAACGGAAAAUGCUCAAUCUGGGGCAAAGCACCAUCAAAGAUUGUUGCUUCCUAUCAGACAACAGCUGGAGAAACCAAAACCAGUCUUCUCUUGACUUCUGGCUGGUGGGGCUUGUCUCGUCACUUCCACUAUGUUCCAGAGAUACUAUCAGCAUUUUUCUGGACUGUUCCAGCUCUUUUCGAUCAUUUCCUGCCGUACUUCUAUGUGAUAUUUCUGACCAUAUUACUGUUGGACCGAGCAAAGAGGGAUGAUGAUAGAUGCUCAUCAAAGUACGGAAAGUACUGGAAGAUGUACUGCAACAAAGUACCAUACAGGGUUGUUCCUGGUAUUUACUGAAGAUACUAAGCGGAUGAUGUACUUGUCAUUAGUUUUCGCAGCGACCUAGGACCUGGUACUGCUUGUGUAAUACGAUGCCAGUAGCUUUGUAUGCAGUAGCAGGUUUAGGUUAGCAUGGUAUCUUACUAAUGUGAUGUAUCACUGGGCUACUUGUUCUGCCACUGCGAUAGGAUUCGAUUGCCCGAUCUUAUGACAUUGUAAAAAGUAAAUGAAUUGCAUAUUUAAAUAUUUAAGUUCAGAUUCUUUUUUUAGAACUAAA
This is a messenger RNA of Brachypodium distachyon (stiff brome), 1720 nucleotides long. RefSeq names its product 7-dehydrocholesterol reductase. The transcript has 13 exons. Gene Ontology annotation, cellular component: endoplasmic reticulum membrane. The record is from RefSeq and is a predicted model, not a curated record. Gene Ontology annotation, biological process: brassinosteroid biosynthetic process; sterol biosynthetic process. Lineage: Eukaryota; Viridiplantae; Streptophyta; Magnoliopsida; Poales; Poaceae. Bases 100 to 1461 code for a protein of 453 amino acids. Gene Ontology annotation, molecular function: oxidoreductase activity, acting on the CH-CH group of donors, NAD or NADP as acceptor.